Messenger RNA from Musa acuminata AAA Group (dessert banana), 750 nucleotides. RefSeq names its product profilin. NCBI's taxonomy places the organism in Eukaryota, Viridiplantae, Streptophyta, Magnoliopsida, Zingiberales, Musaceae. The transcript has 3 exons. Gene Ontology annotation, molecular function: actin monomer binding. Gene Ontology annotation, cellular component: cell cortex. The record is from RefSeq and is a predicted model, not a curated record. Bases 98 to 493 code for a protein of 131 amino acids.
AUCCGCCCUCCCGUCCCCUAUUUAAUUUCGCUUCCCACCAAAUUUAAAGCACGUAGAGAAAUAGCGGAAGAAGAAGAAGGAGAGAUUGAGAGAGACGAUGUCGUGGCAAACGUACGUCGACGAGCACUUGAUGUGCGAGAUCGAGGGCCACCAUCUCACUUCGGCGGCGAUCAUGGGCCAGGACGGCAGCGUCUGGGCGCAGAGCGCAUCCUUUCCUCAGUUUAAGCCUGAGGAGAUCACCAAUAUAAUUAAUGAUUUCAAUGAACCUGGAACGCUUGCUCCAAUCGGCUUAUUUCUUGGUUCAACAAAGUACAUGGUCAUUCAAGGAGAGCCUGGAGCUGUAAUCCGAGGAAAGAAGGGAUCUGGAGGCAUCACUGUGAAGAAGACUAACCAAGCUUUGAUUUUUGGAAUUUAUGACGAACCAAUGACUCCAGGCCAGUGCAACAUGGUUGUGGAGAGGCUGGGUGAUUACCUCGUUGAUCAGGGCCUGUAGUUCCGCAAUCAAAACAUGCCUCCCUCUGUUUUCCUACAAAUGGAGAUGUGAAAUUUUCUUCAUUUCCGUGAUUUUUGGAACAACCAGGGUAAUAAUAAUUCCAUAAACAGACAGGAAUAUCAAAGUCCGGUGUGCCUUUGUCCCUUUGUUGUCCUCAAAUCAUAUGCCAUAUGAUGAAUUGGAUUUCUUGGAUUCUCCAUGUAUGCUCUUGAUUUUUUUUCUCCCAAUCUUUAUCAAUAAGCUAUUCUUUGAGCACA